Messenger RNA from Camelina sativa (false flax), 6626 nucleotides. The record is from RefSeq and is a predicted model, not a curated record. Lineage: Eukaryota; Viridiplantae; Streptophyta; Magnoliopsida; Brassicales; Brassicaceae.
UAUUCUCAAGUUCUCCAAAUCCACAUGAUUGUUCAGAAAAUCAAAAACCACUAAUAAGCUUGGUUUGCUAUUUUUAUUCAAAGAUGAGUCCAUCAAAGUCUCUAAGUCAUUGAUUUCAUAAUUCCAAACUUAGUGCUGUCACAUAUUUUUUUCCAGUUUAUAUAUAUAAUAGAUCAAGAAGGAAACUUUCCAUAAUCAUAUCAUCAUCAACCAUGAGAAAAGUUUUGUUGUUGUUUCUUUGUUGCAUUGUUGUAACAAAUUUAAGUCUCAAUGUAGUUUUAGCACACGAGAUGGUCGUCGCUCCUCCAAACACGGUUAAAGAUAUAGAGCCAUACAUCUCGAAUAGAGCUCUUGGGUUUGUAUUGAAAUUGGAAAACAAUUGUCCUAUAAGAGAACAACUAAGAUCAUUCUUUGAGAAGUUAAAGGAUCUCUUGAAGUUGGAAUCAUCUAUUACGCCGAUGAUCGAGAACAAUGAAUCCGAUACAUUCAAGUUUGAUCUAAAAUCAAAAUCCGAAAAUCUCUUGCAAACGAUGUUUAUGCUUGGGAGAGGACUGUUGAGUUCAAGUGUAAGAAAGGAGAUAUUUGAAGUGAUGAAAUCCCUCACUGAAUUACAUGCUGCAAUUGGUAGAGUUAUUAUAGAGAAACAUAUAAAAGGUGACGAUGAUUCAAUGUCUCUUUCGGUGGAACAAAAGAAUGCGGUAGAAAACUCGAUAACUGAAUGGGAACAAACGAUUACCCGAAUCGUGAAGAUUAUUGUAGAAGUUAAAUCAAAAGGUUCAACUGAGGCUGCGGUGCAUGAAAGAAAUACUUCUGAGCACAACAAUGUUUCAAUGGAUAGUAACAUGGUGGAGACCAAUGGAGAAGAUUCAGAAUCCACUCAAGAAAAAGCAUAUGGCAUUAAAAGAAGUUAUGGAGGCGAUGUAUCAAUGGAGACUCAAGAAGGAAAUAAGGGAGAAGAUGUUAAAGAAGGUAAUCUUGUUUCUAAGAAUGACGAAACAAAAGACAUUAAAGGUGAAAAUGUAAAAUCUAAUAUUGAGAAGGAAAUAGAGGGACAAGGUGAAAAUUUGGGUGACUCGACCAAUGAUAAGAAUUUGGAAACUAAAGAAGAUGUCAAGUCUGAGGUACAUGCUAAAAAUGAUGGAAGUUCCGUGACAGAAAAUUUGGAAGAAGCUCAAAAAAACAAUGGAGGUUCAACAAUGGAUAUGAAUUUGGAGAACAAAGGAAGUAGGGAAGAGGCUAAAGAUAAUAAAAUGGUAAAUGCUACAACAAAUGAUGAAGAUCAAAAGAUUGAAGAGACUCAAGAAAACAAUGGAGAAUUAGAGAAGGAUAAGAACUUAGAAAACAACGUAGGUAAUAAAAUUCUAAAGGGAAAUGGAUCAACAAAGAAGAACACAACUAAUGAAAUUUCUAUUGAAGAAAAGCGAGAAGAGACUCAAAGAAGUCAUGAAAUUUCUAUGGAAGAAAAACAAGAAGAGACUCAAAGAAGUCAUGAAAUCUAUAUGAACAAAGAAACAACCAAAGAUAAAAAUAAAAAUUUGAACAAAGAGAAGGGAACAAAUGUUCAAGGAGAAAGUAUUGGAGACUUAACAAAGGGUACAAUUUCGAAUGACAAUAAAAAUGUUAAAUCAGAGGUAAAUUCUAAUGGUACAGAUGAGAGCUAUCAAGAGGAUCAAGGAAAUGCUGGACUUUCAACAAAAGAUAAGAACCUAGGAGCUGAUGGGGAGAAAAAAUAUGAUAAAUCGGUAGAGGUUAUGAAAAACGAAGACUAUACAAAAAACCAAAGGGAAGAGAAUCAAGGAAACAAUGAAGGAUCAAUGAAAAAUGAGAACUUAGAAAACAAAGAACAUAAGAAAGAAUCAAUGGACGAUCGACCAAUAGAGGCAAAGACAAAUAAUGAAACAUCUAAGGAAGAAAAAGAUGAACAUAGGCAAGGAGGUCAUGAUAUUUCCAUGAAUGGUAAGAUAAUGGAGAAUAAAAGUGGAAAUGCAUAUUCUAACAAGGAGAAUAAAGUACAUGUUGGAGACUCAACUAAUGGCAACAAUAUAGAGAGUAAAGAUGACGCUAAGUUGGAGGCUGAGUUAAACAAAAAUAAUGGAGGUUCUAGGAAGGAGAAGGGAGAAGAGGGACAAGGGACAAACGAAGGUUCACUGAAUAAUAAGAACUUGGAGACCCAAGUAAGUCAAACUGAUUUAAUGGAUGAUAAGUCUGUUGCGGAUAAGGAAAAUUUGAGAAGUUCUAUUAAAGAAAAUCAAGAAGAAGCUCAAAGAAAUAAGAGAGAUAAGAAAGAAGCUAACAAUGAUAAGUCAGUAGAAAUUAAGGGAAAGAAAAAGGAGUCUAGUAAAAAUAAGUCAAUAAAGACUAAUGAAAAUAAGAAAAAUAAUAGAGAAGAUUUUGUUCACGGAAACAACAAAGAAUCCAAGACGGUAGAAACUGGAGAAAGGAAAGAAUCUAAAGAUGCAAAAUUAGUAAAAGCUAAGGAAAAUAAAGAAAUUUCCAUGAAAGAAAACCGAGAAAAGAGUCAAGGAAGUAGUAGUGGAGGCCUUAGUACAGAAGAUAACAAAGAAGAAAAGAAAGAGUCAAAGAACUAUCAAUCAGGCAAAAAAAAGGCAAAUAAAGAAAAACAAGAAAGUGCUCAAGAAAAUACUAGAGUGCAUACAAAGAUAGAUAAUAAAAAAGAUAGUAAAAAUUUAAAGGAUGAUAAAUCAGUGGAGGCAAAAACAAAUAAAGAAAAUUUUGUGAAGAAAAAGCAAGAGCAAGCUCAAAGAAAUGACAUAGGUUCAACAAAAGUAAAGGAUUUCAGUUCUGAAGAUGCAAGGCCAAAAAAGAAUACAAAAGAAGAUAAAGGUUCUAGUAAUGACAUAGAUAUAGAUGUUAAAAAAAGAAGCGGAGAGUCAACGAAACACAAGAAAGAAAAAAAGAAAGAUAUAAAGAAAGAAGAGAAAAAAGAUACAACUGAUGUAAAGUCAAAGGAAAAAAGAAAAAAUAAUCAUGAGAAUGAAAAGUCUAGAAAGAGUAUUUUGAAGAAACAAAAAAAAGAUAAAAAGGAAAAGAAGGAGUCUGGAGAUAAUAUAUUAAAGAAUAAAGAGAAGAAAGGAUAUGAAGAUAACAAAUUGAAGAUAAAAGACGAAAGUAAAACAGAGAAUACUAAUUCGAAAGAUUACAAGAAAAAAGAGGAAAAUAAAAAAGAGAAGCAAGAUUUUGAAAGCAAUAUAUUGAAGAAACAAAACGAAGAUAUUAAAGAGAAGGGAGAGUUUGGUGAUGUUAAAUCAAAGAAUAAAGAGAAGAAAGAAUGGGACAAAAAAGAGAAGAAGGAAAACAUGAACAAUAGAUCAAAGAUAAAAGAGGAGAAUACACAGAAGAAAACAAAUUCAAAAGAUUACAAAGAGAAGAAGAAGUCUCAAGACGGUAAAUCAUUGAAGAAUGAAGAUAUUAAGAAAAAGAAGAAAGAAAAUAAAAAUAUCGAAGAUAAAAGCGUAACGACAGGUGAUAAAAACAGUGAAUCAAAGAAAAAAGAAAAGAAAAAUUCCAUACACAACCAACAGAAGGAAAAGGAACAAGAUAAGAAAGAGUCUAACAACAAAAUUACGAAAAAAAAUGAGAAAGAUAGAAAGAAGAAAACAAUAUUUGAAGCAAAAAAUAAGGAACGAGAAGAAAAUGAAGAAAAGAAGGAAGAGUCUCAAGACAAUAAAUCAAAACACAGUAAAAAACACAUUGGAAACUCAAAGCAAGGAGGAUUUCAGUCAAAUACAGAAUACUCGAUGAAAGAAAAUAAAGACAAGAAAGAAUCUAAGAAUUUCGAGUCAAGAGAAACAGAAAAACAAAAGAAAAAUCAUGGACAAGAAAAGAAAGUUGGGAUUCAAGUUAGUAACAAAGAUUCUGAAAAGAAUAAAAAGAAGACGAAAGAAGAUAACAAAGUGUCUAAACAUGGUAAAUCAGAAAAAUAUGAGAAAGAAAUGGAAGCAACAACUCAAAGAGAUAAUAAGAAUGCUAAGAAAGAAAUGCAAGCAGAUGAUCAAGUAAAGGGUGAAGAAUCUUUGGAAUAUAAGAAAGGAAAUAGUAAAGAAGAUAAUGAAGACAAAGUCGGUAAAGAAAAAAAUGAACAUUUUAAAAAAAAAUCUGGAAAGAUCAUCGAAGAUAACAAGGCAUUAGACAAAAAGAUAGAAAAUAAAAAAUCACAAAAAAAGCAAGAAGAUAGUAGAGCUUUCUCGAUGAAAAAACAUGAAGGGGUUCAAGAAGCCAAUAAGGAAUCAAAUAUCAGUGAGAAGAAAUAUCAAAAUGAGUCUAGUGAUGAUGCGUCUAAAGAAAAUGAUGAAGCCUUAAUGAAGCAAAAACAAAUUGAUGAGGGUCACACAAAUAUUGAAAAAUCAAAGGGAAAAACUAAAGAAACUAACAGAGAUUUAGUAAAUGGUACGAGUAUAGAGGUUAGAGAAGAAAAUAAAGAGUCCAGAGAUGGUAAAAGAAUUGAAUCUUAUCAAAAUAAGAACAAUUCCAUAGAAGAAGUUUCCAAUGAUGGUAAGAAAGUUGAAAUCAAAGGAGGUAAAGAAAGUUCUUUAAAAGAAGGAUCCAAAGACAGCAUUAGAGGUAAGGAAGAAAAUUCCAAAGCUCAUAAGAAGAAUGAACAUAACAAAGCUAAAAGAGAUUUUAAUGAAAGAGGUUCUAAAGAUGGUAAUACAACUGAAAUCAAUGAAGGUAAAGAAGAUUCCAUGAAUAAAGAUUCUAAAAAUGGAAUGUUAGUUGAGACAAGUGGAGGCAAAAAUCACAGAGAAGAAGGUUCUGUAGAUGAUAAGACAACGAACAUCAAUGGAAACAAAAAAGAUUUGAAAGAUGAUAACAUAGUUGAAAUAAGUAGAGGUACAAAUUCUACAUACGAAAGUUCUAAAGGUGGUAGAACAGUGGAAACCAAUGGAGGUAAAGAUGUUUCAAUGGAAAAAACUUUUAAAGCUAAUCAUACAGAUGAUAAAAGUCAAGAAGACUAUAAGACAAAUGAAACUAAUGGAGGUAAAGAAGUAAAUAUGGAAGAAGGUUCUAAAGAUGAUAAAAAAGUUAAAGCAAAUGGAGGUAAAGAAGAUUCAAUGGAGGAAAAAUCUAAAGAUGGAGGUACAAAUUCGACGGAAAAUACAUCUGAAGAUAGUAAGAUAGUUCAUACCAAUGAUGUUAAAGAAGAUUCUGAAAAUGGUAACGUAAAUGAAACCAAUGAUAAUAACAUAGCUUUGAGAGCUGAAACAAGUGGAGAUAAAAAAAAUUUCAUAAAAGAAAAUUCUGAAGACGCUAAGAGAGCUGAAACCAAUGGAGGUAAAAAUGUUUCAGUAGAAGAAAAUUCUAAAGAUGGUAAUAUAAAUAAAGUGCAUAAAGGUCAAGAAGACUCUACAAAUAAAGGUUUCAAAGAAGGUAAGUCCGAUGAAAUUAAUGGAGGUAAAGAAGUAACUAUGGAAGAAAGUUCUAAUGAUGAUAAAACAACUGGAAUAAUUGGAGGUAAAGACAAUUCAAUGGAGGAAAAAUCUAAGGAUAGUGCGACAGAAAAUUUAAAUGGAGCUACAAAUUUGACGGCAGAUGGUAAGAUAGUUGAAGCCAAUGGAGUGAAAGAAGAUUCUAAAAAUGGUAACAUAAAUGAAACAAGCGUUAAAUCAAAGGAAUCUAAAGGAGAUAAAGUAGAUAUGAGUGGAGAUUCUAUGAAAAACAAGACAAUUGAAGCUCAAGAAAGUAGUAAUGGAGAUUCAGUGAAUGGCGUAGAAGAGGAGAAUAAAGAAAAUAAUGAUGGAGGAAGCAAUAAUAACUUUAUGAAUAAUCAAACAAUAGAACAUGGCGUAAAUUCCACAACAAAACAAGAACUAAGGACAGAUAUCGAGACCAAUACUUCUAAAGAGGUUACAAAUUUCAUAUCAAACCUUGAGAAGAAAUCUCCAGGUACCCAAGAGUACCAAAGUUUCUUUCAGAAACUUAAAGAUUACAUGAAAUACUUGUGUCCAGUCUCUUCAACAUUAAAAGCAAAAGACUCAAGCUCUUACAUGUCUGAAAUGGUAAAUAUGGCCACAAAACUCUCAGAUGCUAUGGCUGUCUUGCAAGCCAAGAAAAGUGGGUCAGGACAGAUGAAAACAACACUACAAGGAUAUCAACAAGAAGUGAUGAAGACUCUAAACAUCUUGCAAUCAGUUAUGACCAAAGCCAUAUCUGAAAAACAAACUACGAGCGGUGGUUUGUUCACGCUUACACUAUCACAACAAGAAGCAAUCAAGGAGAUAGUGUUGAAAUGGGAACAAGUUAUGUCUCAAUUUGUGAAAGUUGCAACAGAGAGUGAGAAACAAUUUUCAAUCGAGAUUUCAACCGGAAAUGGGUAUCACAUGAAGAAGAGUUCUAACUCUAGUUCGAGCUCAAGUUUGAUUUCGAGCUCAACUUCAAGUUCAAAUUUGGAUUUCAAGGUCAACGGUGAAACUUUAAAGGGACUGGAUAUGGAUGGUUAGAUAGUACAUAUAUAAAUAAUAAACUCUAAAAUAAUAUUAUUUAUGAUUAAUUAGAAAAUAUUUUUAACUGUAAAUUAAAUCCAAAUCGUUUUGAGGUUUAGACUUUUAUAAAAGAAUGUAAAUGUGGAUGCAAAUCAUGCAUUUUUCUUUGGCCUGUCCCGUAGCUAA